UCGGCAACAGAAAUGAGCUUUCCUGCUUUCCUCUGGGCUGCAGACCCUGGGCGUCUGCAAUCUGGCGGCCGCUGGCUUCUUCUGAGGCUCUCUCCCUAAUGUGCUGCUGGCCAUCUUCUCCUGGCCCUGCUGCCAAACACACCUGUGACUUUCUGAGGCCACGGCUGUCAGGGUUCCAGCAUGGGAAACUCAAGGAAUGCAGUUCUUCACAUGACGCCUACACACUAACUCUGAACUCUUAGGGCGGAAGUGGAUUUUUCAAGGAAUGCACACGUUGAGGAGGCAGUGGAGGGCAUCCUUCCGAGACUACAGGCACCCCAUGCUGGCCUUCCCAAGGUGGACUGCUGUGGCUGUGCAAGCAGGUCAAGUCGCCCUGGAGCACUCGGAGGCCCGCUAUGACUCAGGGGAGCCAGAGCGCCUCUGCUUGGCCCUGGGAUGCGGGCCCCGGCCCCUCCGCUCCCUGGUCACCAGUCACCUCUGACAGGUGCAGCGUAGAACCUGCAGUUCCUGCAGUCCCAGGUGCCUGGGAUGUAUUCGGUGCUUUCUUCCCACAGAAGCAAGGUUACUGUCAUUAGCAACCAGGGCGCAGACCACCUAACGAUCCCCAUCUGCGGACAGCCAACUCUGACUGGCGCCCAGCCAGGCCCCACACCCAGCGUCUGGAAUGAGAUCACUCAUCUGCUGAGAUCUUGCCCUGUGCCGCUUUUUAGAGAUGGGCUUGCUAAUCACCCUGCUCAACUGUGACACCCAAGAAAAGCUGAGCGGGUAAAGUUAUAUGCAGCCACCCUGUGACCUGUGUGCACAUAGCAGGUCAAUAAAACUCAGGCAGAGUGACAAUGACAGCUGCCUUGUGGCAUUCAGAGGGAAUCGAGCAGUUAAUUCUGUUUGGGAGCCUCGGGGACCCGUAUAUCAUUACAACUCAGCUGCACAGAGAGAAGCGCAUAAGCCACACUCGGGGCGAGCACAGUGAGCCCAAGCUGCGCGGGGACCCUCUUGGGGUCAUCUCAAGACCUGGCAGAGCCUCUGCCACCAGCCUGAUCCACACAGCAACCUCCUGGCCACGGCUCUGCUCUCCCCUCUGUCGUCACUGGCUGCAAAAACUGGACAAGUUCCUAACCUUGAAGGGGACCAAGAAGAACAACAGGACAGGCGGACGUGAUGGGGGUUGGGAAGUCCAGGGCCAGCACCAAGGACAAGGACCCCAAGAGGGUGCUGCUGCUGAAGGGGAGGCAGAAAUUUUCCUCCUGGGAUGACAUCCUGCUCUCAGGAAAGGACCCUCGGUCCCUGCUGAAGCGGGGCAUGUGCCAUGUCAGCUUCAGCUUGGUCACCAAAGGGAUGACUGAUGUUCCCGACUUUCUGUGGGGCUUGUCAGAGGUCCAGCGACUCAAUCUGUCCCACAACAUGCUGCGGGUUCUACCUCCAGACGUGGGGAGACUGACUCGGAUCGUGGUCCUGAACCUGUGCGGGAACCGGCUCAAGAGUCUGCCCCGGGAAGUCGGCCACCUGCAGAGCCUCAAGGUGCUGUUCGCCAACAUGAACUGCCUGGCGGAGGUGCCCGCCGAGCUCAGCUUGUGCAGAAGCCUGGAGGUGUUGAGUCUGUCUCACAACCGCCUGUCCCAGCUUCCAGCCAGCCUCGCCGACCUCUCCAGACUGCGAAAGCUGAACAUUAGCAACAAUGAGUUUGCGCACAUCCCCAUCUGUGUGUUCUCCUUGAAGGAGCUGGACUUCCUGCACGUGGGCUCCAAUCGCCUGGAGAACGUCGCCGAGAGCAUCCAGUGCCUGGCCGGCCUGCAGAUCUUCAUCGCAGAGAACAACAACAUCCACUCCUUCCCCAGGUCGCUGUGCCUCGUCACCAGCCUGGAACUGCUGAAUCUGAACAACAAUGACAUCCAGACCCUGCCGGACGAGCUCUACCUGCUGUGCAGACUGAGGAGGAUUGCGUGGAACCCCAUGGACAAAGGGCUCCACAUUUCCCAUAACCCGCUCUCCAAGCCCCUGCCUGAGCUGGUGGAGGGUGGCCUGGAGAUGCUCUUCAGCUACCUGAAGGAUAAAAAGCACAACUGAUGUGGACACAGGAAGCUUGGACGGGAGCCAGUCACGCAGACCCUGGGGCUGGAGUUCUUUCCCUCCAGUCGAGGCCUGUCCUUGAGCUCUCAGCCUGAGCCGGUGUUUUGCUUCCACUGGUUGAAUUGUUAUUGCACAUCUGCCUGUGGGAAGCGUCUGCUUAUGACUCUGUGUUCUCAGUGACCACUAGGGUAGCAUGUUUAUCUCAUUCUCAACAGACAACAUAGCAGGUUUUUGGUUUUAGCCAAAGAAAAUGUUUCGGGUGUUUUUUUACCCUUGAAUGGGAGGCAACCUACAGACAGGUGGCUACCGCACGUCCAGUUCCUGUGCUUGCCGCUACAGAGGGUCCUUAGGACCAGGGACCAGAAUGUAGCCAGGCCCCAGGGUGCCAAGGACCAAUACAGUUGUACCCCUCCAGGAGCCACCUCGCGACCCCUCUGCCCAUCAGCCAAGUCUCUGCACUCUGCAUUCACUUCCUGGAUUUGCUCUCUACGGGAUAGGCUGAUCCGUGGGCAGGACAAGGAGGAGAGGUGCAGACAAGCCCCACGCAGGAAGUGGGCACCUUCCCAGCCAGGCACCUAGCCAGGGGGGGUGGGUCUUUGCUACUUGGCUUUCGCAUCUGUGCGCUUUAAAAAACGAGUUCCGUGACAUUCAAAGCUCUUUACACAAACGAUUCUGUUUUGCUUUUGAUUUUAAGAGUACGCAGCUGUUAGAGACAUCAGCAAGCGGUGGCCGUGCUCCGGCACCAGGGUCACUGGAUCUUCCUGCUGUCACGGCAACCAGAGUGCAGGACAUGACUGUCUCCUCUGGGUGAAGAAGCCAGAACGCAAAGGCGGCAGGAAGGAGGUGCAGGACACGGGGCUGGAAACCUCCGAGGGGCAGCGACGUCCUGUUCUUUCUACCCGCUGAGCAGGUUUUGGAGGAGGAGACCGGCCCACAUGGGUUUCUGCCACGUGCAGUAAGCCAUGAGCCCGGCCAGCCUGAGAUCAAAGCAAGAACAACACACUGCAUGGUGUAGACCUGCCUGAGGGCCAAAGUUUAGCGAGGAAAGCACAGUAAGCAAAGAUCACAGAGGAGCCAGCUGAACCCUCCACUUCCGCAGCCAUGUGACCCUCGGCUCCCCGCCCCACCCCCACUUGGAGAGGCGCACAGGCGCCUGGCGCGCAGUUCCUCUGAAGCGUCUGGAUUUAGGCAGGCCUAGCGUGCAGCUGUCUCACUUUUUUAAAGAAAGCGCCCCUAGGGGGUCGAAAUAGCUUAUUCAUAGGAAUAAGUGAUUUUCCCCAAGAGACUACAAAAUCAGUUCUCCCAGCCUAAAAGGAGGCCAAGUGCAGCCGUGCUCAUCCCAUCCUGCAGUCCUGUAGUUCCAUAUUCAGGUCUGUGCGUGAGCUCUGGUGCGCCACUGAAGAAGUCGCUUCUAAAACCCGCUCCAGCGGCAGCUGGAGAGCCGUGCCUGCCAGGCCCGCGGGGGCUCGCGCCCCAGUCCUGGCCCGAGUUCCCUCACCUAUUCAAAGCUCUUGGUGGAAUUCUCCCUGGCCCCUCGACUCCCGCGAACUUGUGGGGUGAGAGUUCCCGAGUAGAACUGGGCAGGACACUCGCGGAGGCUCUGGCAGAAGCCCGCGCAGCUGUCAGACAGGCGCGGCGCGUGCCAGGAUGGCGGCCGGCGGCACCUGCUGCCCCUGGGCGCUCGCGUUUGCACGACCUUGCUGUGGGCAGACAGGAGCCGAGGACAGCAGCUCCAGGGCCUUGCUGCUGAGCCACCGCUUCACUGUCUCUCCUCAGCCACUCCAACCCUCAGCAACUACUCCAGGGGACAGAGGCAGCCACAGUUUGAAGGUGACCUGAGAGCUUAUUACACUCUUUAAAAGAAGAAAACCUGGUGUCAGUCCGACUGCCAGCUGCCAAGGGUGUUUCUCAGAAGUAGAGAGGCAGGAUUUUCUUUGUGAACACUGCACUGAGAAGUCACAAAAGUGUAGUUGUCGACUGUUGUGCUUUAGAUAUUGAUUCUUUGUGAAUCCCAGUUUUUAUUGAUAAAGGGAAGUGCUGAGCAACACACUGGUUACCCUGCUUAGUUAUUCGAAGCCCGACCAGGGAGGGAAGUUGAGGUGACCUUCAAUGUCUUUGCUGUCGGAUCUGCCAGUUUGCUGACUGGCUGGGAAAGGCUUCAUGCCUGUCUUUGGACGUUGGAUGCCACCGCAGCCAAAUCAUUUCCCAAUACCCUGGAGCUGCCGAAUCCAGGCCCAGUGGAUGGCUACGUUGGCUGUGGAGUGUAUUCAGUCACUAAAUGAAUAUGAGCUAAUUGGGCACUUGAAGUGGAGUCUGGUGAUGACAUUGCGGUC
Messenger RNA from Octodon degus (degu), 4400 nucleotides. It is a transcript of the gene Lrrc30, whose product is annotated as leucine rich repeat containing 30. The record is from RefSeq and is a predicted model, not a curated record. Gene Ontology annotation, molecular function: protein binding. The transcript has 2 exons. Bases 1159 to 2064 code for a protein of 301 amino acids. NCBI's taxonomy places the organism in Eukaryota, Metazoa, Chordata, Mammalia, Rodentia, Octodontidae.